CAGUGUAUUUAAGUUAGUUUUGGCACUUUGUAGUUUAUUGUCCAUAAAGAGAAUUUGUGUGGCUGCCGCACAUUUUCAAGGCAGGUAAAAAGUUUGCGUCUAUUUACACCACGUUCAUUUUUAUACAUGCUGACAUGUGCAUAAAAUAUGGCACCUCAUAUUUUUCAUGCGUACACACACUUCACACAACUGGACUGACUAGACCUGAAUUGAUCUAAACAUUUUUGAACCUAUGUUAUUCCAAUUUCUUUUUGACUUUGAGGUAGCUCAGUCUGAGCUGUGGAGUACUGCAGGAAUCCAUACUUGUCCCCUUUACAUUUAAAUAAAAACAAUACGCUGAUUACACAUAAACCUUCUCUCACUGACUGCCUCUUGAGACAGCACUGAAACCUAACCUUUUCUCCAACAUCUCUCUGUGAUUGAAGAUGUCUCUUCCCGCUGUUCCCACCAUGAUGGACGUCACAGGUCAGUUUGAUGUGGAAUUCCGCAUCACAGUGGCAUGUCGCAAUGGCAGCAUCUACAUCCUACGCAGGGAAUCAGAGAAACCAAAGUACUGCAUCGAGUUGUCGUCUCAUCCUGUUGGGCUGGUGAGAGUUGGGAAAAAUAUGGUUGUAGGAUGCACUGAUGAGAGUCUACAGGGCUUCACACAGAAGGGUAAGAAGUUGUGGAAGAUCAUCUUGCCGGCUCCUGUCACUACAAUGGCUGCCAUGGACCUCCCCACCAGGGGCCUUCAGGCUGUCCUGGUGGGCCUGGCAAACUGUCAGGUUCAGCUGUACAGGGAUAAGAACCUGCUUAGUACCAUCAAAACCCCUGACACAGUCACCAGCAUCUGCUUUGGUCGGUACGGCCGUGAGGAUGGGACCCUUAUAAUGACCACAAAGGGAGGCGGCCUCAUGGUGAAGAUCCUGAAGAGGACGGCGAUGUUCGAUGACAUGGACAGCACUCCUGGCCCACCAUUGGCUCAGAGUGUUCGCCUCAAUGUCCCUAAGAAAACCAAGCUGUAUGUGGACCAGACACUGCGGGAGCGGGAGAAUGGCCUGGCAAUGCACCGAGCCUUCCACAUGGACCUGAGCCGCAUGAGGCUGGCUGCUGCUCGAGCCUAUGUCAAAGCUCUGGAGUCCAGUCUGACCCCUAUGUCCUCCAGCCUCUCAGAGCCCCUGAAGAUGAACGCCGUGGUCCAGGGCCUUGGCCCAUCCUUUAAACUGACCCUGAAUGUCCAGAAUACAGCGUCCUGUCGGCCCAUCAUGAACCUGGCCAUCAACUUCCUUUACGACGACAACCUGUACCGGAUCAGGAACCCAUACAUGAAGAUCCCACUCCUGGUGCCGGGACUUAUUUACCCUGUUGAGACCUUUGUGGAGUGUACCAGCGACAAGGGCAUUUCUGACAUCAUCAAGGUGUUUGUAUUGCAUGAAGAGAAGAGCUCCCCUCUGCUGACGGCUCACAUCAACAUGCCGGUCAGCGAGGGUCUGGUGCUCAGCUAAAGCCCAGUCUUCCUGUUGACUGAUAAAUAAGCUGCAAUAGAGAAUGUGGAAAGGAACCCUUCAGUUAAAGAACUGGUCAACAGUGAUAGCUUUGAGCAGAAGUCUGUUCAGCCCAGAGCUAGCGAAUGUGUCCGCUGGUUAGACCGCUGUUUUCCAGCUGUUAGCAAUGAUCUAUGAGCUGUAAACCAAACAAUAUGAAUCAAACGCCUCCAAACUGGUAGUACCAUUAAUAUUGAAAUAUUAUAAUGCUAAGAGAAAACUCCAGGUCCCAACCUGAUGAAGUGUCCUUCAAAACUGUUGGAACAAUAUCUGCCUGGAGGAAUCAGGCCCGAGUGGCUUUAACACUAACAGAUGAACUAACAGCACUAUCAGAUUGUACAGGACAGUGGAGUGCUUCAUCCAUUUACUGAUUCAAACACAGAUCUAACCCAAAGUAAAAAGUGUCGGUAUAUAAAAUUAUUACAUGUUUUCUCUUUAGAUAUGCUGUACUAAAUUGUAGCUGUGUCAGAAUAAAAAUAAAAGUACAACUUGUGCACAGUAACA
Molecule: messenger RNA, 2027 nt
Organism: Poecilia latipinna (sailfin molly)
Lineage: Eukaryota; Metazoa; Chordata; Actinopteri; Cyprinodontiformes; Poeciliidae
Gene: bbs1
Product: Bardet-Biedl syndrome 1
Exons: 3
Coding region: 426-1484 (352 amino acids)
Biological process (GO): protein localization to cilium; non-motile cilium assembly
Cellular component (GO): centrosome; BBSome; axoneme
Molecular function (GO): patched binding; smoothened binding
Source: RefSeq, a predicted model, not a curated record